AUGGACAUUUCUGCUACUCCUGCAAACCCAACUGGGCAAGAGGAAACGGAGGCAUCCACUCCUGAGUGUCCUGUUUGCUACCUCGCCUAUAACAAUGUGUUCAACACCCCUUUGCUUUUGCCAUGUUCUCAUACUUUCUGCUUGGAGUGCCUGGCCAGGCUGUGUGCCUUCCUGAAGCCGAACCAGACCUUUCGGUGCCCCCUCUGCCGAGAGAGCAUCCCUCUUCCCCAGGAAGGGGUCCCCAGCCUCCCAGCUAACGUGGAGGUCAUCCAGCAGUUCCCUCCGUGGAUGCGAGAACUCGAACAGGUCUGGAUGGAAGGAUUUCGCCUGUGCUGGCUGAAAAAGCUCCCAGGGAAGUCUAAAGAGCAGGACGCGGAGAUGGUCGUGACAGUGGACUUGUACAAAGCCAUUGCCCAAGACAAUCUGCCCCAGAACUUCAUCAGCACUCAUCCUUCCAGAUCUGUGUAUAGGGGGAUGUGUCGUCUUCUAUUGGAAAACUACUCCUCUGUUAUCUGUGCUGCUGCUGUGUUCUUUGUGGUAGUGAUGCUGCCCAUGGCUCUGUUUCUUGGGUUGCGCCGUGACUAG
Molecule: messenger RNA, 585 nt
Organism: Euleptes europaea (tarantolino)
Lineage: Eukaryota; Metazoa; Chordata; Lepidosauria; Squamata; Sphaerodactylidae
Product: RING finger protein 223-like
Exons: 1
Coding region: 1-585 (194 amino acids)
Biological process (GO): protein ubiquitination
Molecular function (GO): ubiquitin protein ligase activity
Source: RefSeq, a predicted model, not a curated record